AUGACUCCAGCCAACACCUGCUGGCUUAGGGCCGCCGCAGCCCAGGCGGGGAGCCUCAGUGUCGGUGCGGCGCAUUCUCCCUCCCUGGACAGACGCGUGUCCCCAUCUUGCAGCAUCGCUCUUCUGCAGACGCUGGCUCCCGACAGCUCUGUCUCCUCCUGUCCUCGCUACUGCUGCAGCGAGCCCCACGUCGCUAAUGGCUACACCCCUUUGCACAUCGCUGCCAAGCAGAACCAAGUGGAGGUGGCCCGCAGUCUGCUGCAGUAUGGGGGCUCAGCAAACGCCGAGUCGGUGCAAGGUGUGACGCCCCUUCACCUGGCCGCCCAGGAGGGCCACGCAGAGAUGGUGGCUCUGCUGCUCUCGAAACAAGCCAAUGGCAACCUGGGGAACAAGGACAGGCCCGCCAGUUCUGGCCACAGUGGUGUGUGGUGGGGUGUCAUGACUACCCACAAGCCUCUGGUCAGCCUGCGGGAUGUGCAGAAGGCAGAGGAGGGCAAGUGGAGUCCCGUAGAGGGGACAUGGUCUGUGCCUGCAGAGAAAUCCAGCUUUGUUGGUCCCACGUUAGCAAAGGACGUGCUGAUCAAACACGGCGUCAUGGUGGAUGCCACCACCCGGAUGGGCUACACUCCCCUCCAUGUGGCCAGUCACUACGGAAACAUCAAGCUGGUGAAGUUUCUGCUGCAGCACCAGGCAGAUGUAAACGCCAAGACCAAGCUAGGAUACAGCCCCCUGCACCAGGCAGCCCAGCAGGGACACACAGACGUCGUGACUCUGCUUCUGAAAAACGGUGCUUCCCCAAACGAGGUCAGCUCGGAUGGAACCACACCUCUGGCCAUAGCCAAGCGCUUGGGCUACAUUUCUGUCACCGACGUGCUCAAGGUCGUCACGGAUGAAACCAGUUUCGUGUUAGUCAGUGAUAAGCAUCGGAUGAGUUUCCCUGAGACAGUUGAUGAGAUCCUGGAUGUCUCGGAAGAUGAAGGAACUGCUCAUAUAACUAUAAUGGGGGAAGAACUCAUCGGCUCCAAGCCUGAGAGGCCGGAUUCCAGGGAUGUCGAUGAAGAGAAGGAGCUCCUGGAUUUUGUGCCAAAGCUAGACCAAGUGUGAGCAGCGCUCCUGGGAGGGUCCCUAGGA
Messenger RNA from Mandrillus leucophaeus (drill), 1131 nucleotides. Its product is annotated as ankyrin-1-like. Gene Ontology annotation, biological process: protein localization to plasma membrane. The record is from RefSeq and is a predicted model, not a curated record. Gene Ontology annotation, cellular component: plasma membrane; neuron projection. The transcript has 10 exons. Bases 1 to 1104 code for a protein of 367 amino acids. Gene Ontology annotation, molecular function: spectrin binding; cytoskeletal adaptor activity; transmembrane transporter binding. Lineage: Eukaryota; Metazoa; Chordata; Mammalia; Primates; Cercopithecidae.